This is a messenger RNA of Ipomoea nil (Japanese morning glory), 2088 nucleotides long. Its product is annotated as pectinesterase-like. Gene Ontology annotation, molecular function: pectinesterase activity; pectinesterase inhibitor activity. The coding region runs from base 196 to 1959 and encodes 587 amino acids. The transcript is spliced from 3 exons. NCBI's taxonomy places the organism in Eukaryota, Viridiplantae, Streptophyta, Magnoliopsida, Solanales, Convolvulaceae. Gene Ontology annotation, biological process: cell wall modification. The record is from RefSeq and is a predicted model, not a curated record.
CUCCUACAAUUUCUCCAGUACUCCAGUCCCACUCCACCAGACAUACACACAAAUCAUGGCUCCCAACCCUUCAACAAAAGCCAUACCUCCCAACCCAUUUUCUACCGCUUCGCUUAUGAUCUGCCUUGGGUUGCCUUAGUUUGUGAUCCAAGGCAGAUUGACGAUCUGACCUGCCGCCGCCGUCGUCCCCCCGACAUGGCUUUCCAAGACUUUGACCUCAUCUCCGAGCGGCGCAAAGCCGAGAGGAGGAAGAAGCUCCAGAUGAAAAUCGCCAUUGCGGUUGUUCUCAUUCUCAUCCUCCUCGUCGCCCUCGCUGCUGCGGUCUUCUAUUUUGUGAUGGUCAUGGAAAAGGACGACGGCCAUAAAAGGUCAGGGACGAAAUCCAAGACCACGCCGUUGGACUCGGGGAAAUCCGUCGGCGAGUCCGUCAAAGCGUUGUGCCACGGGACGGAUUUCGAGGACACGUGCGAGCGUACCCUUUCGACGGCGGGGGAGGAUGACGACUCCGCCCCGAAAAAACCCAAGGAGCUUCUUAGGAUUUCAAUGGUGGCGGCGGGGAAAGAGAUGGACAAAGCAGUCAAAAAAUCCGGCGAGGUCAAGCAAGACACGCCGCUGAAGAAGGCGGCGGCGAAGGAUUGCGCCGAGCUCCUCAAGGACGCCAAGGACGAUCUCGACACCGCCAUUGCAAGCAUCAAAGGAGACAAAAUCGGAAAUUUCUCCUCGCACGCCGCCGAUCUCGACAACUGGUUGAGCGCCGUCAUGACCUACCAAGACACGUGCAUUGACGGGUUCCCGGACGGCGAAGAAAAGACGGCGAUGGAGAAAUCCCUCAAGACCGCCAAGGAACUCGGCAGCAACGCUCUCGCCAUUGUCUCCCAGCUCGCUUCAGUCCUUUCCACGUUCGAACCCUCAGAAUCUCACGCCAAGCGACGCCUUUUAGCCGACGGGGUCCCUGAAUGGAUGAACGAUGAACAACGCAGAAUGCUAAAGGCCGAUAUUCCCAAGCAACCCCCCAACGCCACCGUCGCAAAAGACGGUAGCGGAAAAUUUUCCACCAUUAAUGCAGCACUAAAGGCAAUGCCGGCGAAGUACAAAGGACGGUACGUAAUUUUUGUCAAAGCAGGAAUUUAUGAUGAAAGCGUAGUAGUGACGAAAAAGAUGGUAAAUGUAACCAUGUAUGGUGAUGGAUCUCAGAAGACUAUAGUCACUGGAAAGAAAAGCUUGGCAGAUGGACUUUCCACAUACCAAACUGCAACCUUUGCUGUUGUGGGAGAAGGGUUCAUGGCACAAUUCAUCGGAUUCCGGAACACAGCGGGGCCGGAGAAGCACCAAGCGGUGGCGCUGAGAGUGGAAGCAGAUAAAUCAGUGUUUCUAAAUUGCCGUAUGGAAGGCUACCAAGAGACGCUCUACGUUCACACUCACCGGCAGUUCUACCGAGGAUGCUACAUCACCGGCACCGUCGACUUCAUUUUCGGCAACGCGGCGGCGGUUUUCCAGAACUGCGAGAUGGUCGUGCGGAAGCCGAUCGAAAACCAGCAGAACACCGUGACGGCGCAAGGACGGACGGACAAGCGCCAAACCACCGGAUUCGUGCUGCAGAACUGCCAAAUUUUGGCGGACGACCAUCUCGUCCCCCAUAAGGCGAAAUUCAAGAGCUAUUUGGGGCGGCCGUGGAAGGAAUAUUCCAGAACGAUCGUCAUGGAAACGGAGAUCGGCGAUUUAAUCGAACCCGAGGGAUGGAAGCCGUGGAAAGGCGAUUUUGCGCUGAAGACGCUGUACUACGCCGAGUACCAAAAUACCGGGCCGGGCUCGACCCUAUUGAAACGGGUGAAAUGGCCCGGAUACCAGGGCGCCAUUAAGAAAGAUGAGGCCACGAGAUACACGGUUGAGAGCUUCAUACAAGGAGAUACUUGGGUUAAGGCUUUAGAAUGUCCGGUUCAUUUGGGCCUCACCAACUAAUAACUCAAUCAAGAAGUUUCUUUGUUGCGAUGAUCCAUUUGCAACUUCUUGAAAUGCAUUUAUAUUUCAACAUUACCACCUGUUGUAUACUACAUACCCUGAAAUGAUUAUGCAUUUCGAGUUGCAUGA